This is a messenger RNA of Dermacentor silvarum, 6598 nucleotides long. Its product is annotated as protein Tob1. The transcript has 4 exons. Gene Ontology annotation, biological process: regulation of gene expression. NCBI's taxonomy places the organism in Eukaryota, Metazoa, Arthropoda, Arachnida, Ixodida, Ixodidae. The coding region runs from base 547 to 1752 and encodes 401 amino acids. The record is from RefSeq and is a predicted model, not a curated record. Gene Ontology annotation, cellular component: nucleus; cytoplasm. Gene Ontology annotation, molecular function: transcription corepressor activity.
UCCGCGCGAUUCAGCGUCGGGCUCAACGGCUCCCCGCCGGCGGUGCGAGCUAGCGCGCGGCUAGCUGGCGCCAUCCGUUCGAAGCUGGGAACUCGCUCGCCAAAAAAGCCCACUCGAAGGAACACACAACAGUCUCCGCUGCUGCCCAGACCUCUCUUUUUGUACUCCGGCGACGACGUUCCGCCGUGCUUUCUCAAGUUUUUUUGUCACCGGUGUUUCGCUGCCACGCCAGUUUCGUGUUUGUAUUCUUACCCCGUAAGAAAACUCCGUUACCGUUCUCUUUUGUACCCCCCUUCGUCUGGCUCUAUUUACGGUGCGCCCCCGAAGAGAAGACGUCGUUCCUUUUGUCUACUCGUGUAAGCCAGUUUAUAUAUCUAUAUAACGCUAGUCGGGUUCUUCAACCGCCUUGUCUUCUGUCUCUGCUCAACGGCCAAGCGAGCGAACAGCGUCUGAUCGCCGCCGCCGACUGCCAGCUGUGUUUCCUGCGACCUUCUAGGCAAGCUAGCCGCUGUCGCCGGACUCCCGUGACACACACUUCGUCUUUGGAUGCAUUCCGUGGCCGACUCCUCGGAGGCAGGCGCGGCUCCCAGCAGGAUGCAGGUUGAGAUCCAGGUGGCGCUCAACUUCCUCGUCUCCUUUCUGUACAACAAGCUGCCCCGCAGACGGGUCAACCAGUUCGCCGAGGAACUGGACCGGGCGCUCAGGCGGAAGUUCCGGGGACACUGGUAUCCGGAGAAGCCAUACCGGGGCUCGGCGUUCCGCUGCGUGAAGACGUCACCUCCGCUGGACCCGGUGUUCCAGAUCGCGGCUCGGGAGAGCGGCGUUGACCUGCGGGAUGUCCGGGAGAACCUGCCCCCCGACCUCAGCAUCUGGAUAGAUCCCGGCGAGGUCUCCUACCGGAUCGGAGAGAAGGGCGCAGCGCAGGUGCUUCUGGGCGGCCCUCAGUCGUCGGCCCCCGAGUCGCGCUGCUGCUCGACGAGCCCCGGCUCUGCCGACGAAGCCCUGGUCGCCCAGUUGGCCGGCCUCGGCCUGGGUCCCGGCGCCAACAUGACGCCCUUGUCGCCCGGCUCGGCCGCCGCCCAGUCUGCCGCCUCGGCGCCCGCGCUGGCCGCCGUCGCCGCCGUCGCCGCCGCGGCCGCGGGUCCCUGCGCCAACGGCGUUCCGGGCGCCGGUGCGCCAGUCGUCAACGGCACGGGCACGCGCUCCCUCACCUUCACCACAGCCAGCUUCGCGCAGACAAAGUUCGGCUCGACCAAGCUCAAGACAAGCUCCAAGCGUGCCCAGAGGCUCUCGCCCACCGAGCUGAGCCUGCGGCGAGAACAGCAGCAGCAGCAGCAACAACACCAACAGCAGCAACAGCAGCAACAGCACGUCGCCCGGGCGGCGGCGGCGGUGCCGCCGCCGUCGAACGGCAACCCUCUCUCGCCGCACGACUUGUACGGAACGGCGGCGGCGGCGGCUGCCGCCGCCCUCCCCGUCGACGCGUUCGGCGAUGCAGCCGCUGCCGUCGUGGCGUCGCAGGUGGCUGCGGCAGCGGCGGCCGCGUCCUGCCCGCCGCCUCCCACGACCGCGUCGCGGUUCGCGGCGGCGGCGUCACCGUUCUUGGCGGCAGCGGCGGCGGCUGGUGGCUCGCUUCAGGGACAUCACCACCACCACCACCAUCCGCACCACCACCACCACCACCCGGCCGUGUCCGGUGCGGCCGCCGAACUCGGAGCUGCGCUCCAACAGCAUCUGCUGUUGGCAAACUAGUCGGGAGCAGCCGCCACUCGCGUCUUUUUUUUAUGUUUCGUUUCUUUUGUAGGGGGCCCACAUCUCGCGUUUGAAAAAAAAAGACGGGCUGCCGCCUGGUCAACCGAUAGGGGGUUGGUUGGUGGAGGCCGAAACUGCGGCGACACUGGUUCUUUCUUUUGAAUGUGACCGUGACAGUUGUAGACGAAACGCGGAAGACAGAGCAAAGAUGAGCAGGACCUCUAGACGCCCUGGAUAAGGGGGAAGAGAGCUGCGCUUGCUUGGAAAUUGCUGUAUUGCCGGAUAGGUUGGCUCGCUGAGUCACUAGGUUGGAGGCCCAACGGAAACACCCUGUAAGACAGCGUAGUUUUGGUGACUCCUUUAUCCGGGAGCAACAGACCGUUUCGGCGUUAACUCUCGUUUCGAGUAGUUUCGUACUCCUCAGCGUGCGUCCAACCGGAGUGAACUGUUUUUCAUUGGAGUUGUAAAGGACAGUUUUACCGCUAAGCGUGGUACCGACUGGUUGCUCCCGGAUGAUGAGUUCCCAGCACUUUCUGUCAUCUUAGAGUGAAGCACGGCAGAAACGGUCGCUUCUUCAUAGACUAAGAUGAAAAGGACAUCGUACAAAACAUGUUUUCACCGCUUGCAUAAGGCUGCUUAAAAAAGGACAGCGUUUUAUUGGACUAGAGUAUAGCCUUUUCAGGCAAGAUUAAUCUUUGAGAACGGCGGCGUAUGUUUUGGUGGCUCAAAAUGUAGGGUUGCCUGUUCACACUUCAAAAUGCUACGGUGCAGGCGCGACAAAGGAAAGUCUUUUCCCUACGAUUCCUUUUUUUUAUGGAAAGGACAUAAUUCGCAUGUUGCACUGUGGCCAGAUGGUUGACGGCGCCGAGACUGUAACGGUGUUUUAAUGAAAUCGAUAGAGUUUACCAUUGUUGAAUUGCUUUCGCUUCGUUACACGUCGAAGAGGUCACAGAGAAAGAACAAGGAACAGUCCUUUCUUGAGUGUCCUGAGAUGGAACAUUGUACAAAAUAGUCUGGUCUGAUCUGUUCGAUAUGUCAGGUUGUAGCUCUAUUCUAGAGCAAAUGUGUCUGUCCUGGCCAGAAUUGUGCCCGUAGUAUUGGCGAUGGAAUCUUCAGGAACUGUGCGUUAAAGAAAGUCGUAUGGGCGGCGUUAGUACAGUACAGAACAGAAUUGCAGGCCUUAGCUUCUACGGCUGCCAAAACUUUGUUUUCACAGAAGAGGAAGGGUACAUAAAGCAAAAAAAAAAAAGAAAAAAAAUAUAUACCAUAGAACUUGAACGUUUAUCACACGACUAUUUCAAGGUUAGUCCCGUAGAGAAGCGAUUUUUUCUUCAGCUAUUUCAGUUCAUGGUAUUGGAUACGCUCGAAAAAAGAUGGUGACUGUUAUGAAACCUUUGUAAAGAGCAGCAUGAUGAUCUUGGUUAUGAGAAUCAUGGAUGUCCUCUCCGUCAACUCAUGCAUCUCAGAGUAGCUAAAAGACAGACGCUUUCUUGCGUAACGUAAUUUCUUGCUGUAACUGUACACCUUCGCUAUUGUAUUAGACACAUCGCACAAACUUCCGUUGCAAGGCCAAUCCAUAGCGCCUGAAAUAUAUAUUCGUUAACAGGAAGACCAAGAAAAAAAAGUCUAUUUUUGACGACACAUAUGUUUUCCAGACGUAACGUUUAGAGAACCGUAGUUGCUAUUGAUGUUGGAACAUAACUGUUGAUAUUUUGGGCGUCUGGAGGUUCUUAUACGGUAUACAGAAACAAGUGCCAUCUGCUGGUAUAGACGUUUAAGUGUCAUGGCGUUGUCAGAGCGGGACUGUUCUAGCAACAAGAACGAGGCCAUAUGGAAAAUAGAAAAGAAACCACAAAAUGUGACAAAAAUAUGUCUUUAAAGACAUAUAUAAAUAGACUCCAGUGUGGAGAUAAAUGUCUGACCGCCGACAAAGUGGUGUCUAGAAGCAGAUGGCGCCAGUUUCGCCAGUGUGCACUACUAUUGCCGUGGUCGGGUCGCAGUGUUGUUGGGUGCUCAUCUCGUGGGCUAGGGGGGGAGGGGGAGCGAAAAUCUUGAAUGUUGCAACCGUGUUGUUAUACAGCUGCUGCAACCAUGGCCAUUGUAGCGAGCAGACGAUAGGAUACAAACCUGCACCUGACCUCAGGGAUGCAAGCAGACGGUCGCUUUCUAUAUUCACGCCAACGACCUGAUUUUCCUGUCGUCUGCGACAUUCGUCCUUGCAGAAGCUAGCAUAAUAAUGUGCUAACCGUCAACCGUUUUAGAGCUUUGAACCUCAUCGGUGUAGCUAUUUUUAUGCGAUGCAACAUUUCAGAGAGGUGUUCGGCUAUAAUUGUUACAAGACGAAAAGAAAGAGGCAAUCGAGAUUAGCACCCACUUAGACUAGCGAGCCAAGAGGCCUAGUCAUCUGCGGAAAACCACCCUCGUUCAAUUAUUCCGGUGGCUUGGCGUUUUUGAGAAGUGAACCAGUGAUCCUGUUUCUUUUAUAUCGUAAUAUAGAGAUCGGCACCAGCACCAUACGACGGGGACAGAGUCUGAGCAUGCCAUUUCUGACGUCAUGCACUGCCUCUGAGCUGACUGUGACGUCGCAUCCGGUGCGGUGAACUGUUGAAGUCUGGUGUGACGAGGCACACUACGCCAUGAUGGUUUCGUUCAGUGCUUCUUCGGGCACUCGCUGCCAUGGCGUCACCAAAUCUAUAAGCCAGCAAAUCGAAUGACUGAAGGUGGCGCUGUGACUUCACGCCAUCUCAGAGGACAGAGCUGAUGAAGGCGAUGCGUUGUGACGUUAAGAGGUCUAGUCAAGUGCAAAGCUACGACUCGUUCAUUACUGCCGUGACGCCACUCCGCUUAGUCCCAGCAAAGCCGGCGACGUCAUUACGUUGCAGCGACGUGUCAAGCGAGCUUUGACCCCCGCAGCCAAUGGCAUGCCAGGGUACUCAGCGGAAGUGACGUAGGUGCCCAGGCUCUGUUUCCCUCGAAUAAUUAGCCGCAUUGCCGUUGCCUGGUUUCCCCAUUUCCCCCAUUUUUUAAUUUGAGAUAUAUAUUGUGGACAACCUUUAUCACUUGCCUUUUUCCAUGUCGUUUUUUCUGUACACGUUUUUUCUACUACGAGGUGUGUCGGUGUGUUUGAUACAGAAUGACCGCCUGAUGACCGGGUUGUAUGUACUUCUCUCUACACGCACUGCCGCUGGGGGCGCUGUAGGGCGCGUUUGUUACUCAGGCCGCGCUGGUUACAGCGGGCACUAUAUAUGCUCAUUACGUGGUCUAGAGCGCAAGUAGCACAAGUAUGGCCCACCGAAAAUUGCGUUGGCUUCGUGCGCGAGAGAGCCAUAUUGUUGCACGUCAGCUAUUUCAGACGACAGUGGCUAUUCCUCUGAGCAGACGACGGUGACCGGAAUCCUGAACAUCGUCUGCUAAAGCUCGAGAAAACGCAACGGUCGUUGCUGUCAUUCGGUGCCAUUGAUGAGUCUAACAUUUCAUGUUUAGCAAGAAAAUAAAACGAAUGUAUUCCAAUAUUGAUAAUCAGAUUGCGAUAAGUAAACGGCAAGGGGCAUUAGGUCUAAUGUGAAGUAAGAAAGCACUUAAACCAUGGUGCGAGCAGACGGCCCCUUUUAGUUCUUUCCAGACGACGGGUUCCGGUACUUGAUUAUAUUUUUGUUUAGCCAGACGCACCUCGCAGCAAACCGGGCGGCAUCGCACGUAGUGUAUACCAUCGUUGUCGUCAAGCUUCGUCGUUGUAAUCGUCAUAUUUUUUAUAUCUACGAGAGAAUAAGAGUUUUUUAGGUUGUCGUUUUUUAGUUCGUUCGGGUCCGCUGCAUUUUUCGGGCAGAGGGAGCGUCAGUACAAAGGUUGGAUUUUGGUAGGCACGGAGAGGAGGGAGCCCGCGAGGGAAUGUUUUAUGUCAAGGCGGGAAGGAAGGUGCGAGACACGGAAAGGAAGAGUGUAGUGGUGGGACAGUGAGAUAGACGACGGCAAAAGAAGGAGAGAAUCUAUUUUGUGUGCGGCGCAAUAAGCACGGGGGUGCGCCUUGUGCAUCCCCGCCCCCCACCCCUAACAAUUUUGCUUCUGGGUCCGUAAAUAUGUACAUGCAUAUAUUACAUAUAUCUACUAUAUCUAUCUACGCUCCAUCGUAACACGACGGACUCACCAACAAAACCCAACGACCUCCCAAAGAAAUCCUCGACGCGUUAAGAAGGAACGGUGGGAAGGAAUGAAAAUCGGAAGCUCCUUGGUCGCACUAGUCGUUGGAACUCCGCUUUCCAUAAUCCAGCUUCAGACGAUUACCUGGAGUGCUACUUUGGACACUGUCAUCAUUCUUCUCAGUUCUGAUUGGCUCACAAGGCAGCUAUGGCUCCUAUGAUUUGCACAAAGCAGAAUUUGACAGAUUAACACUCAUGGUUUCAGAACUAUAGGGAUGGGGAUAGCUUGUCUCAAAAGUUCGCGCUGUUAGGGGGGAAACAAGAUAUUCGAGGCCUAGAAAGUAGCCGAGUAAAAGAGAUAGAAUAAAUGGAUUUAAGAAGGACGAUGACUUGGUCUGCGUGGGGAGAAAAAAUAUAUAAUAAAAGCCGUGAAGACAGAAAAGGUCUAGCAGACGCAUGCGCCAUUUGUGAGCAAAAACAAAACAAGCAGAUCACACCAGAGCUCGGGUAUUGUUGAGUGCGUUAGGCUUAAGUGUCACCUAAUAGGGUUUGCGAAUGCUCUUGUAUACAUGCCCAAAUUCUGAACGAAAAACAACGCGCGCCGCUUGUCGGAAAGCACAGUUUUGCAGGUGGUGCGAUUGAAGAGCUCCGAUCGAAAUAGUUCUACCACCUUCCUUCGGAAUCCGAUAUAACCGCCACACGGCUGCCCG